CUAAUGCCUCGCUCAAGCAAAGUGUCUAACCGAUCAUUUUCACAUGGUAAACAAGGUUAGUUGAAUGAACCAAUCAUUAUUACUUUAUAGAGAGAGAUUGAUAAUUACACCAGAAAAGUAGAAAUUGAAAGAAGGUUUCAUUUAACAGAUGCAUUAUUUUAGAAAGCUUUUUAAUUUGGAAUAAUAGCACAGGUAGUUAUAAGAGGAAGUGAAAAGCAAAGUCUAAUCUGUAAAGAAAUUGAAAAUGGACUCUAUUAAAAAGGUUUUGAACAAAGAUCAGGCAGAAUCUAAAAGUCUAUAAUUUUAAAUAGAUUAAGUAAAACAUUAAACAAAUUUAGUUUGAUAAAAAAUUGUGUAAGUCUGUAGCCAAUAUUGAAAUUAUGAAAUCAAAUAUUGAUAUCAUAAGAAAAGAACGAAAUUAACUGUUAUAAGCCUUGAAAGAAAUUGAGUAGAAUCAAGAGUAAAUUCAUAAUCGAUUAAUUUCAACACAAUCGUAGGCUCAAAGAAAGGUGCACGAUGCUUGUAAUAUUAAGAAAUAUAGCUAGAAAUUACCUAAUAGCAAAUGUUCGAUCUGAAAACCAAGAAUGAAAUUGAUAAAAGUGAGUUUUAAGAAAAGUUUGAUAAACUGAAGGCUGAAUUAAAAGAGAAAUAAGAAAAAUAAAAUGAAAAAGACAAAAUAUCAAAAACCAAUAGACUCAAAGCCACCAAUUACUCUACUUUUGAUACUGGAACAUUAUUAAAACGAAGGUUAUAGAGAAUUAUUGCCAACAAUAAGGAAAAAGUUAAAAUGAUUGAUACCUACUAAAGAAACAUGAGAAUUAUAGAUGAAGCAUUUAAUCAAAUUAAAGAAGCAACUGGAUUAACUGAUAUUGAGGAAAUCAAAAAUAACUUUAUAAAAAGCGAAGAAUAGAACUAUUCAUUAUGGACAUAUGUUGAUGUGCUAAACCAAGAAAUAGAUGCACUAGAAGAUGCUAAUGAAGAAUUAAAAGAAAAAUGUGAAGUUUAAGAAAAAGAAAAUAAGGAAAGAGAGAGAAUCCUAUAAGCUACUCCUGAUGGUGAAAGAAAGAGAAAAUAAAUCCAAAGAAUUAUUGAUUAAAAGUAAAAUACCAAAUAUCAUAAAUAGAUAAAAUGAGAUUGAUUAAUUUAGUAACAAAUUAUCAUAGAUCUAACCAAUCAUUGAGAGCAUUUUACAUAAAAUGAUUAAAACUAAGUUUAACCAAGAUCCGACUAGAGCUUACACAUUCUAAGGAGGAUUUCAAUUGAAUGAAUCUAAUAUUGAUCAAUAUUUAGGUGAAAUUUCUUUAGUUAUUUAUUAGCUGAAUUGGAAGGCUAUAUAAAUAUGCUAGUAUUAUUUAAAUCGAACAAAUAAAAAAAAGAUGGUUUAAAUUAAAAUAAAUUUAUAACUGGAUUACUAUUAGAAGAAUUACCCACAAAAGAGUUUAAGUCAAAACAAUAAUUGAAUUAAUCAUCAGUGUUACCAUCUUAGGGAAAUGAAGAAGGUUCAGACUUCUAGAAGUUUCUAAAUUAUACUGAGUUCCAUGAUAUGGCCAAACAAGCUCUUAAGGAGGGCGAUGGAUAAAGUAUUUAAUUGCAUUAUUUCAUGUAGAUUUCGCAUCAACAAAGAAGAAUAAAAAAUGA
This is a messenger RNA of Paramecium octaurelia, 1638 nucleotides long. The record is from the annotation of a GenBank genome assembly. NCBI's taxonomy places the organism in Eukaryota, Ciliophora, Oligohymenophorea, Peniculida, Parameciidae.